GUUGCGUUGGCUGGGCUACAAGGAGAGAUAAGAGAGUUAAGUGAAAUCAUAACCAUAAUCAUUGAGGGCUUCAUAGCGAAUGUGUGUUUUCGUGUAGUUUGGAGUUUCCUACACGAUUUGAUUGCAUUUGAGGACAUAAAAAGAAAGAAAAAAAGGCAUCAGAGCCGCGGCUUGUAACGCCAGUUGACCGAUGGGAGCUAACGUUAGCGUUAGCCUGCAGCUAGCCACCGAGUAUCAACAGGAAGCCGCCGCCUGAAGCCCAUGUCCUGCACUUUGAAUUCUCCAGGUAUGACUUCCUUGGAGAAAGUGCUGGCAGACGCCAAGUCGCUGGUGGAAAGGCUCCGUAACCAUGACAACGCCGCUGAGAUGCUGAUCGAGCAGACAACGUCCCUCAACAAGCGGGUGGAGGCCAUGAAGCAGUAUCAGGAGGAGAUCGACGCUCUGAACCAGGUCGCGCGCCAUCGGCCUCGGUCCAGUCUGGUUCUGGGAAUCCAGCAGGAGAACCGCCAGAUCCGCGAGCUGCAGCAGGAAAACAAAGAGCUGAGGACGUCGCUGGAGGAGCACCAGUCGGCCCUGGAGCUCAUCAUGACCAAAUACCGGGAGCAGGUGUUCAGGCUGCUGAUGGCCAGCAAGAGGGACGACCCGGCCAUCGUGACCCAGCUGAAGGAGCAGCACACCACGGAGAUGCAGGCGCACAUAGACAAGAUCAAUGAAAUGGCCACGGUGAUGAAGAAAGCUAUAGAGGUGGACGAGGGGAGGCUGUGUGAGGACGAGGAGAGGAUCAAGCAGCUGGAGCUGGAGAACAGCGGGCUCAGGGAGCUGCUGGGAAUCAGCCGCGAGGCGUUUCUGCUGCUGAAGAGAGAAGACGCAUCAGAUAACACGUCGCUGUCGGCGCUGCUGACCAGCACCGACGUCAGCUUACGAAAGAGUUAAAGCUGCAGUGACACACCUGUACAGCCCAUCCCGACACACCGCCUGCCUUCUGCUCCACAGACUGCAAACACACACUCACACACAUACACACACCUCCCCUCCGCCCCAUGUUGCAUUUUAGCAUGGCGCUACAGACAGAGCUGCACCCCGCCAGCAGACACAGCAGCCACACUAAACAUCCCAUCUUAUUUUUAAUAUAUAUAUUUUUUUUGGUACUUUCAUUAUGUUUGCUAAUUUUCCCAGCAUGCAUGAGCCCGUGGUGCCUGCGAGGGUUUUAAAGUGUGAAUGAGCAAAAGAAGCGUCUGAAUUCUAAUAAAACUGUAAACCUGUUGUCAUGGUC
Myripristis murdjan (pinecone soldierfish) is the source of this 1273-nucleotide messenger RNA. RefSeq names its product FGFR1 oncogene partner 2 (gene fgfr1op2). Lineage: Eukaryota; Metazoa; Chordata; Actinopteri; Holocentriformes; Holocentridae. Gene Ontology annotation, biological process: response to wounding. The record is from RefSeq and is a predicted model, not a curated record. Bases 262 to 933 code for a protein of 223 amino acids. The transcript has 6 exons.